UGGGGUGGCUCAGAUCAGUGGCUAUGUUGUGAAUGCGAAAUAAGCUUUAGCCGAGGGAGUUCAUCUUUAAGGCCAAAAACUGGAAACUCCGCGGAUUUGGGCCACUAUUUUUUAAAGGGACUUAAAUCAUCCAAAAAUAAAUAUGAAAUAAAAUGAUAACAAAAAUCAAACAACAGUGAACACUAGUGAUCGAAAUUCGAAAUAUAUUUUCGAAAGCACGUAGUUAUUGCAGAUAAAAAAAAGUACUGUUUUAACCCUCGCACUGCCGGAGGGGGCACAUAUGUGCCCCCCUGAGGUUUUUCCGCGAUAACUGAAAAACGGCGGCGCGCAGCGCCGCCAAAUUUUUUACACCUGUUUCCCCAACAUUUCCGCACAUUGUGUGAAAAUUUUGACCCCAGGUCAUCUAAGGUCAGGUCACCAGAGCAGUUUAAGUGAAUUGACCUCAAUGUGUUUUCUCAACUUUGCGAGUGCGCCAGGGCCACACCAGUGAAUGGAACAGUUUGAAACUCACAGGAUGGAAGAAGGUUAUGAACAUCAUUAAAACUGAUAUCUCGGAAUUAUCAUAUCGGUGACCUAAGGUCAGGUCAUUUUUCUGACCUCCCCAUUAUAGGUAAGUCUAUGGGAGAAAUUUCAACUCCCUCUGAAUGCCACCCAAUUAGCCCAAUACGCACAAAAAUGUGAUAUUAUUGGUCCCUGUUGAUGGUUCAACUGAAAUAUAUCACCUGAAAGACCUAAAAGGUCAUCUGAGGUCACCUGAGGUCACCAACGGUUCUUGUGCGAUAACUUGAGAUUGAAUUGAGAUAGAGACUCCGUUCGACGUUCAUUGUGUUUGUCUCGUCGAUGCGCAUCAAAUGAUAUGCAACAUGACCUAUUUCGGUGAGGUCAUGACCUUGACCUGAGGUCAAGUCUUAAACUUGACCUUUCGAGGUCAUAUGGUAUAUCAUUCUUGACGAGCUAAGAACAAUGGCGUUUGAAUCGAUCCUCUAUCUUUUCGGGAAGAGCAGUUAUUGCAGAAAAACUACUGCGAAAUAAAGGUUGUGAAAAUCGUAACAUUUUGUCUUCGGUGACCUCUGGUGACCUCGUUUUUGACCUGAGACAAAAAUAACCUUUGUAUUUCCUCUAGAUCUUGUCUCGCCCUAUCCAACGCCGUUUGCCGCUUGUCGCUACGUUGCGUAGUUUUCGAGAUCUCCGGUGGGGGCACAUAUGUGCCCCUCCCCCCCCCCCCCCCCCCGGCAGAGCGAAGGUGGCUCAGACCCCCGGCAGUGCGAGGGUUAAUUGGCUCUAAACACAUUCGUCAUACAGAUCUCGUAAAUACAUACAUCAGUCCAUGCAGAUAAUGUACAUACAUAGAGGUAAAGUACAUAUAUUUUGUGUACAUACACACAGGUCUCGUACAGUGCGCCUGUUAAAAAAAAAAAAUACCCACUAAAUAUCUCUCGUAUCGUGCGCCUGUUCCAUACUGCACCGCACGACACGUCGCUGAAGUUUCAUCUGUUCGCUAAAUGUCUCUGGCAUCGUGCGCCUGUUCCAUGCUGCACCGCACGACGCGUCGAUGAAGUUUCAAAUCUGCCCGCUAGAUGUCUCUUAAAGCGUGCGCCUGUUCCAUGCUGCGCCGCGCGACGCGUCGCUAAAGUUUCAAAUCUGUCGGCUAGAUGUCUCUCGUAUCUUGCGCCUAUUCCAUAUACUGUACCGCACGACACGACGCUGAAGUUUUAUCUGUUCGCUAGAUGUCUCUCGUAUCGUGCGCCUGUCACAAUUGAUAUUCUUAAGUGAAAAACAAACCGGGCAUUGGUUUCAAGAGAGGAUACGUGCCUAAAGUUGGGGUGGCUCAGCCUCCUCAUUAUCUACGUUGGGAGGGCUCGAGCCCCCAGAGCACCCUACUUCCCGCGUCCCUGGCCGUCAUGCAUGUAGUUAUCGUCCAUCGACUUCAAUUCGAUCAUAGCUGACCCAGGCUAAUGUGGGCUAAGUUUGGCCGAUACCCACAACUCGUAAACCGUUGACGUAAACCGUAAACUGUUGACGUCUUUUUUGUCAGUCGGCCGGUAAAGAUACCAGAUUCCGAAUGACUAUUGGCAGCAAAAGUUAGACGGCCACAUACGUUACGAUCAGGACUACCUAUAUUGUACUUUCAAUCAUUUCACAAUAGUUGACACAUUUGAGAACCUCAUUUGUGUAUAACCCAACUGCCGGCUACAAUCUUUUGAGGCGCCUAAAGUUAUACUGACCCGCAGUACCUGCGAUGAUGGCACAAACUGCGAGCGCCGUGGGUAAUACUGUCCCGCAGUACCUGCGAUAUUCUGUCCGCUAGAUGACACAAGGAGCGAGCGCCUGAAGUUAUACUGUCCCGCAGUACCAGCGGUUCUGUAUAAAUUAAUGCGUGCCUAGAAGCCCUAGUACCCAAUUCCUCGUUUUUAUCCCCAUGAGGACCAGAACAAUGUUCAUCCACCCUAAUCCAACAUCCCUUGCCUUUUCCGUGCAUCUUCCUUUCUUCUCCAAAACGUGUUCAUCGCAACAAAGACGACAUCCAAGAUGCCAAAAGCAUGGAACGCAGAGCGGAGGAUACCUCAGAUAUGGAUGCUGAACUGCCGGAGAUCCGUCGCCGCAAACCAAACCCACGGUUCCAGGAAGAGAGCAGCGACGAGGACAUCGCCGGGCCGACGGCCCGGGCAUGUCCGGUCGCUGCUCCGGCGUCGGCGUCGCGGCAGCGCCAGCCUCCGACGGCCAGGAGGCUCUCCGCUCCUCCGCCGCCGCCAGAGGGCCUGUGCCUGGAAGGAGAGCAGAUGCCGGCCACAGGAAGCAUGCCCGGCAGGACGUCCACUGCCAACGGCAACGAUCAAGAAGGAUACGCCCGAGCUGAGAGCCGCAUACUCAUGGCUAUAACCCGCCUGACGAAGGAGGUUAAGGUGAUGGGGGCCCAAAUUCAGGCCAACGGGGCGGCCAUCCGGGCCCUUCAAUCGGAUGGAGCGGUCGGAGGCCUGGAACCGCCAAAACUGCCACUUAAGAAGAUGGUGGAGUUCGACAAGGUCAACCAAGACCGUGCUCUGAGUAACGGACUAGUUCAGCAUCUCACCGUAUGGUGCGGCUGCGAUGCUGGAGACUUGGACAAAGAUGUGCGAGCCAUCAUGAGAGCGCUGCUCUCCAACUCCCUGGCGGAGAAGCUCUCGCUUACCGGCCGCAACGGGAAGAAGGCAAUUAUGGGAACCCCCAUAUUCGACGCGAUAUGCGAAGCAGUUCGGCGCUCCCACGGGACUGUGAAGAGGGCGGAAGUCGGCCGGAGCGCCGGUAAAUGGCUGUCGGGGAGCCGCGACCGUGACGGGAAGCGGCUGGCUCGACUGGCGAACAGCCGUCGCGAUCAUGGUCGUAUGGUCGAUGGCGACGCGGUAAUGGCCGCAGGCGACGCACCGACAGCCGCCGCCGAGGCGGUGCCCGACGCUGAGGAGCAUUCCGAGGAACGAGAGCUCCGCUUCGAAGAGUUGUGAAACGCAGAAGGAAGUGGAGCUCAAGAAGGGAGUGUACCCGUGCAUUCUGUUUAUACCGAAUGUUGAUAAGUUACAUGUUUUUUUAUGAAUGAAUUGAUGAAUGAUUGAAUCUUUGCAGAUUAAUUUUGGGAGUUGAUGAUGUUGUAGCAAUAGAAAUCGUAUUUGGUAUGACCGUUUCAUCGACAUAUGAAUAAAUGAAAGUUGAAAUGUAUAUAUUUAGUUGCGAGCUUUCGGCCACAGGCCUUUAUCAAACAUGUAGUAAGAGAUCUGACCUUAUUUCUGGUAUUCGACGUUCCAUGUUCAACAGAUCGAUGACUUUCAGAUGUGUUGAAAUGAUCAGCACUUUUCAAUUAUGAGAUGCGUUCUUUGUUCGUCCGAUGUUUGUCAUCGCCCCGUAUCAAAUGUUAUGUUAAUAAAUGGAGGAUGAUGA
This is a messenger RNA of Amphibalanus amphitrite, 3909 nucleotides long. RefSeq lists its product as uncharacterized. The transcript is spliced from 6 exons. The record is from RefSeq and is a predicted model, not a curated record. NCBI's taxonomy places the organism in Eukaryota, Metazoa, Arthropoda, Thecostraca, Balanomorpha, Balanidae. Bases 2541 to 3479 code for a protein of 312 amino acids.